CCUCUGGGAUGGACGAGAUGGCAGUGGAGUUCCUCGAUGAGAUCAAUGUGCCUUUCUUCAAAGUAGGCUCUGGAGACACCAACAACUUCCCCUAUCUGAAGACGACUGCCGAGAAAGGACGGCCCAUGUUAGUGUCCAGUGGGAUGCAGAGCAUGGAGACGAUGCGUCGGGUCUACCAAACAGUGAAGGAGCACAACCCUAACUUUGCCAUCCUGCAGUGCACCAGCGCCUACCCUCUGGAGGCUGAAGAUGUCAACCUCAGAGUUCUAGCGGUGAGAAGAAUUGAUUUUUACUAUUAA
Notothenia coriiceps (black rockcod) is the source of this 299-nucleotide messenger RNA. RefSeq names its product sialic acid synthase. Gene Ontology annotation, molecular function: N-acylneuraminate-9-phosphate synthase activity. The transcript is spliced from 3 exons. NCBI's taxonomy places the organism in Eukaryota, Metazoa, Chordata, Actinopteri, Perciformes, Nototheniidae. Gene Ontology annotation, biological process: carbohydrate biosynthetic process. Bases 9 to 299 code for a protein of 96 amino acids. The record is from RefSeq and is a predicted model, not a curated record.